Molecule: messenger RNA, 1124 nt
Organism: Polychytrium aggregatum
Lineage: Eukaryota; Fungi; Chytridiomycota; Chytridiomycetes; Polychytriales
Exons: 5
Coding region: 117-992 (291 amino acids)
Molecular function (GO): RNA binding
Source: RefSeq, a predicted model, not a curated record
CGACUGGUGAGUUUUGCGGCUUCUCCAACCAAGAGCAGCAGCCAUUGGCAUGCACAACGUGCCGAGUCAUCCUCGUCGACUUCUGAGCGGCAGUAUGCCCAACCAGGGCAUCAAACAUGGAACGGCGGCGCGUUCAGAUCGAAAAGAAGUGUAUCUUUGUCGGUCAAUUGGAUCCGGACAUGGCAACGCACGGCAAUCUCGAAAGGCACUUCAGUGUCCAUGGACUAGUCGAAUCCAUCCAGAUCUUCAGCUCCACCGAGCACCAGGCUCGGAACAAAGACAAAGGUCGGAUGAACGCAUGGAACCGUCCCGCAUUUGCAUUUAUUCGAUUCACGGACGAGUCUUCGGCAGAGUCAGCGCUACGCGAGAAUGGAAAGCAGUGGGGUAGAUUUGCACUGAAAAUUCAGUACCGAGAGACAAGCCUUUCUCGGAUGCGAGCCGAACAUGCCGAGUACCAGCGCCACCGUCGAUGGGAGUCGGUGCAGGGCGAUACCUCUCUGACCAAUGGCCCGCAUGCCCACAGCGAAGAGCCCUGGAGCACCGCUCUGGACGCUGCGCCAAAGGACGGAGAGGAAGAAGAUGAGUUCUAUCCAUCUCCGAACUAUUCAGUCACAUCGCACGAGCCGUGGCCACCGGGACAGCCUGAUAUGGUGUCGAUGUAUGCGUCGGAGCAUGCCCUCGGAUUCUACGAUCCAGCGUUCGUCCCAGCCGCUGCGUCAAGAUACUGCGGACCUCCCGAAUGGGUCAAGUAUCCCGCCUUCUCGACCCAGGCUGUCUAUCCAGUGCCGACCAUUUUGCCGCCUGUUGCAUAUCCGCCGUGCUACUCCUAUCGGCUCCAUCCAUUCUAUGGCCUGUCGAUCGGGAGAGGCGAUAUGGCCGUUGGUGCAGCCAGCAGCCAGCUUGUCAGAACCGACAGCGACAGACCACGCAAAACAACUAUCCCUUUCAACUACACUCCGUAUGUGCCAAGCACAUAUCCUGAAUAUAUCUGAGCAUGGAGGACGCCGUUGGCCAGGCGUUUGUGGCGGCUCAGCCGUAUCCCAUCCCCCUGCUUUCACAGCGACAGCCACGACGGAUCCUGGCCCGCUCCAUUGUUCUCAUCGACGACUUGCGAAAUAUCAAAU